Messenger RNA from Solanum dulcamara, 1416 nucleotides. RefSeq lists its product as uncharacterized. The record is from RefSeq and is a predicted model, not a curated record. Lineage: Eukaryota; Viridiplantae; Streptophyta; Magnoliopsida; Solanales; Solanaceae. The transcript is spliced from 7 exons. The coding region runs from base 1 to 1341 and encodes 446 amino acids.
AUGACUGUAUAUCUGUCUACAUCUUGUUUUGAUAAGUUUUCUCCACAAAUACCACCAAGGCAAGGACCUCUACAGACAGAACAAUCAUCUAACCCAAGGCAAGGACCUCAGAAGAUAAGCCAAAUAUCAAAUGACCCUAUCCAAAGAACAUCUCCAGAGACACAAUCAUCCAGAACUCUAGAAGAAAGUGUAAGCCCCUCCCCGGAGGUUGAAACUGGUGCAGUUUCUCGUAUCAUUAAAAAGAGAGGAAGAGGAAAAUAUAAAUCUAAGACGGUUGAUAUUAAAACCAAGUACGGAGGAAAAAUCAAUAUAAUUAUUCCAGAUGACAUUGAUAGAGCUGUGGGUUCUGGUGCUAGAGAUAUUGUUAAUUACUGUGGCUUGAUCAUGAGGAGCAGCAUCUCAUUUCGAGAUGGAAAUUGGCAAAAGAUUGUUUUAAAACAUGGAGAAGCAAUGUGGUAUAAGGUUAAGGACAAAUUUGAAUUUUGUGGUGGACUGCGAGAACAUAAGUUACAAGGCUUUGUGAUAAGCACUAUGCAAAGACGUUUUAGGGCAUGGAAAGCUCGAUUGCAUAAUUCUUACUCUGCCUAUGAUACUGAUGAAGAAAGAUUGUCUCAUCGACAUGAGGAUGUUGAGUUGGAGGACUGGAAAUACCUAGUUAAGUAUUUUGGCAGUGAGAAAUUCAAGGUUGUUAGUGAGAGAAACAAAAAAAAUAGAGAAAAACAGAUAACUAAGCAUUCUUGUGGGACGCGAUCAUUUGCAGAAGUAGAGGAAGCUACGAGAAAUCCUGAAUCGGGAGAAAAAGACACACCAGAUAAAGUCUGGGAGAUUCAGCAUACACGUAAAAAAGACAACGGAGAACGUGUAUGGUUGGAUCCGCAAUCCCAACAGAUUCAUGGUCAGCUUCAACAACUUGUUGUUGAACAACAAUCUGAAGAGAUCGAGCAUCCCAUGACUAGGGAUGAGAUUUUAUCAUCGGUUCUCGGUGAGAGAUCAGGCUAUGUUCGGGGAAAAGGAUAUGGAAAGAAGCCUCCUAAAAAGACUCAACUACAUCAGUCAGAUAUAGAGGCAAGUGUAUCUUCGGCAAUGGAAAGUAUUCGUCAAGAGAUGCAAGUUGUUAUGGAUCGAAAGUUACAAGAAGAACGUGAACAAAUGACUGUUGAUUUAAAAAAGAAUAUGAAAGAAGAUUUGCAGAAAAAAUUAGAAGAGGAGCGUGAACACAUGAAAGGCAAGGUAGACAAGAUGUUCCAAGAACAAAUGGCUGCUAUUAUGACUAGAAUGCAACAGGUACUUUCUCUUGCUCUUUUGGAAUAUAAUAAAUUGUUAUCUUCGUGUAGAAAAUAGUUACAUUAAAAGUUGGACUAGUUAUUAGGAAAAUCCAACAACAGAAAUGUUUUCUAGAAAGCUUUCCAUGGCUUU